Messenger RNA from Diceros bicornis minor, 3912 nucleotides. It is a transcript of the gene FEM1A, whose product is annotated as fem-1 homolog A. The record is from RefSeq and is a predicted model, not a curated record. Lineage: Eukaryota; Metazoa; Chordata; Mammalia; Perissodactyla; Rhinocerotidae. Gene Ontology annotation, molecular function: protein binding.
GCGGCUGGCCCGCCACCUUCUGGGUGUUGUAGUCUUAACAUCUCACCGUUCCUUUGCGGCCCUGCGGAGUGGGCCGACUCAGAGGACUACAUUUCCCGGCACGCUCCCCUUCCUCCAGAGCGCCGGGCCGCGGCAGCCAUUUUGUUCCGCCCGAGCGGUCCCUGAGAUGGCGGCAGGGGAGACGGUGAAGGUUGCCGCCGGCCCCUCCGGGCUCUAGUCCACCGUCUCCCCGCGCCCCGGCGGCCGGCCCAUGGCCUGGCGGAGGCCCGCACCAUGGACCUCCGCAGCGCCGUGUACAAGGCGGCCCGCGACGGCAAGCUGCAGCUGCUUCAGAAGCUGCUCAGCGGCCGGAGCCGGGAGGAGCUGGAGGAGCUGACGGGCGAGGUGGCGGGCGAGGGGACGCCGCUGCUCAUCGCCGCGCGCUACGGCCACCUGGACGUGGUCGAGUACCUGGUGGACCGGUGCGGCGCGAGCGUGGAGGCGGGCGGCUCGGUGCACUUCGAUGGCGAGACCAUCGAGGGCGCGCCGCCGCUCUGGGCCGCCUCGGCCGCCGGCCACCUGGACGUGGUGCGGAGCCUGCUGCGCCGCGGGGCCUCGGUGAACCGCACCACGCGCACCAACUCGACGCCGCUGCGCGCCGCCUGCUUCGACGGCCACCUGGAGGUGGUGCGCUACCUGGUGGGCGAGCACCAGGCCGACCUGGAGGUGGCCAACCGGCACGGCCACACGUGCCUCAUGAUCUCCUGCUACAAGGGCCACCGCGAGAUCGCGCGCUACCUGCUGGAGCAGGGUGCCCAGGUGAACCGGCGCAGCGCCAAGGGCAACACGGCCCUGCACGACUGCGCCGAGUCCGGCAGCCUGGAGAUCCUGCAGCUGCUGCUGGGCUGCAACGCCCGCAUGGAGCGCGACGGCUACGGCAUGACCCCGCUGCUGGCGGCCAGCGUGACGGGCCACACCAACAUCGUGGAGUACCUCAUCCAGGAGCAGCCUGCCGGUGAGGAGGUGGCGCCGGCGCUCUCGUGCAGCCGCCCCGGAGGCGCACAGCCCCGGCGCAGCCUCGCCUGCAGCAGCCCCUCCCCGGAGGAGCCUCCUAGCGCCGAAUCUUACGAGAGCUGCUGCCCCACCAGUCGGGAGGCAGCCGUGGAAGCCUUGGAGUUGCUGGGAGCCACCUACGUGGAUAAGAAGCGGGAUCUGCUGGGCGCCAUGAAACACUGGAGACGCGCCAUGGAGCUGCGGCACCAGGGCGGGGAGUAUCUGCCCAAACCAGAGCCCGCGCAGCUGGUCCUGGCCUACGACUAUUCCAAGGAGGUCAACACCACCGAGGAAUUGGAAGCGCUCAUCACCGACCCGGACGAGAUGCGUAUGCAGGCCCUGUUGAUCCGGGAGCGCAUCCUGGGUCCGUCUCACCCAGACACUUCGUAUUACAUCCGUUACCGGGGCGCGGUGUACGCGGACUCUGGCAAUUUUGAGCGCUGCAUCCGGUUGUGGAAGUACGCCCUGGACAUGCAGCAGAACAACCUGGAGCCUCUGAGCCCCAUGACUGCCAGCAGCUUCCUGUCCUUUGCCGAACUCUUCUCUUAUGUGCUCCAGGACCGUGCGGCCGUGGCCAAGGGCGGCCUGGGCACACAAAUCGGCUUUGCAGACCUCAUGGGGGUGCUGUGUAAAGGGGUGCGGGAAGUGGAGCGGGCCCUGCAGCUGCCCAAGGAGCCCGGAGACUCAGCCCAGUUCACCAAGGCCCUGGCCAUCAUCCUCCACCUGCUCUAUCUGUUGGAGAAAGUAGAAUGCACACCCGACCAGGAGCACCUAAAGCACCAGACCGUCUACCGGCUGCUCAAGUGUGCCCCCCGGGGCAAGAACGGCUUCACCCCCUUGCACAUGGCCGUGGACAAGGAGACCAAGAACGUAGGCCGCUACCCAGUGGGUAUAUUCCCCUCCCUCCAGGUGGUCAAGGUCCUGCUCGACUGUGGGGCAGACCCAGACAGCCGGGACUUUGACAACAACACCCCGCUGCACAUCGCGGCCCAGAACAACUGUCCGGUGAUCAUGAACGCCCUGAUCCAGCGGGGGGCCCACAUGGACGCCACCAAUGCCUUCAAGAAGACGGCCUACGAGCUGCUAGAUGAGAAGCUGCUGGCUAAAAGCACCAUUCAGCCCUUCAACUACAUCACCCUGCAGUGCCUUGCGGCCCGCGCCCUGGACAAAAACAAGAUCCCCUACAAGGGCUUCAUCCCUGAGGAGCUGGAGGCGUUCAUCGAGCUGCACUGACAGGGUCCUGAAGGGGGAAACCGGGAGGGAUGUAGCCCACACUGAUCCUCGCCCUCUCUCGGUGAUGUGUCAGGUGGCAUAAAACAGGAGAAGGGCUCUCCUGCCUCCACGGCCCUUCCUCUCUGCAGAGAGAGGGAAAGGAGUUAGCAAGCUGUUGGUGCUAGAAGCCUUCAGGAUCUCAUGUUCGGGAAACUGUCUUUCUCCAGGAGCACGCGCUAAUCCUUAAUUGGGAGAAGCCGCAUGACCUUCCACGCAUCCCAUCUGCCUGGGUUUUGGAGAAUUUUGCCUUCUUACCUAGAGGCAGAGGGAUCGAAGCCAUUGCCUUCCUCCCCUAUUAGAAACGAGAAGAAGCUGAGAAUGGAGUCCGUCCUCCUUCGCCCCUUACAUGGCUGGAUAAACCCAGCCACCGAAUGCAGUGUUAGGACUGGGGCCUCCCAAGGUGGAAAGUUGGAGGCUCAAGAAGCCAGACCAGCUCUCACUUCUUCCAGCACCGUUGUGCCCGGCUCUCUCCCUUGUUGCCGUGGUCACAGCCACGUGGGCAGGGCUCUCUGCCCAGGGCAGCCUGCCACUUACAUAGCUUUCAGCUGGUUUGGUGUUCUGUUUACCUGAUAAGUGGGCAGGUUACAGGCAUUGCACAGGAGUCCUGAGGUCUUGCUGCCAUAUUUUUCUUUUUAAAGAAUUUUGUCAGGUUUAAGCUAAUUUCACAUAGCAAGGGUUUGUUGUGCCUGAGAUGGCUAAAGCCAUCAGGAGUGAGCUUUAUUGCGUGAAGAAUCUGGUGAGGGAGGUACAAGUCUGUAGUACCGGUCCCUAAAACACAGGUGACUACAUUUCUUGAAACUUCACCUGGGCCUCCCAACUUCCAUUCUCGUUAGAAAGAGGAGAAUUUUUCCAAAGAAGGAUCAGGCCAAACACCAAAGGAGCCGAGCUUGAUGCCAGUUUCCCACAGAGCUAGCAUGAUUGGUUUGGGGUUUGGUUCGCACAGUCUCUGAGUUAAAACUGCAGGCUGCUUCAGCCUCGCACGUCGCUUACAAGUGCACGGUUUCGCGUUGGCGUAUCCAACCCAAGUGGCUGUAGCCACUUUUCUUUAGCUGCUCAAGGACCCGAAUCCAGGUCUUCCUGAGAAGAGCCCAAGGACAAGGUUAACUCAAUAACUGAGCUAGAUGGGACAGCGAAUGUAGAGAACAGGGUUCUGACUAAGGUGGUACAAGCUCUUGGUUUCCUGUCACUCGGGUAUAAAGGGCCCAGGCUGGAGAACCUGCCGCGGUGAGAUUUUCCCCUGGAGUGAUCCUUUGUCAGCCCUGGCAGGCCGCAGGAGACUGUUCUCGGCCUGCUCGGAGAGCCACGAAUAGCAGAAGGGGCUGGAGGCAGCUGCCCCCACAGCUCAGGAGGAGGGUCACGUUCAGGACGGCGGCAUUUACACCCCACGCCUCUCACACAGCCUCACCGAGUGGCAGCCACACAGAGGCCCUCUGAGGCCACAGCGGGUCCCCGGAUGUCCCGCUGUCGGAGGAAAUUAGGUCUCGUUUGGAUUUGCAGUGUUAGUUAGGACGUUAUUUAUUUACAAGACCAGGUUUUACCUCCCAUAGAGGCGGGAACGCAGGCACUGUCCCUCCCAAAGCACGGAAUAAAGCAAUGAAGCAGUUUAAA